AUGUAUUUUAACAAUUUCAUUGGGCCAGUCGAUAAUAAUCACUUAAGCAUAGUAUGGAAUCGAAUGAACACUUGUAAUCUUCCAACGAAUCUUCGGCGGAUCGCACGUCGUAGGUUUCUCUCGACGGAUAAUUGCAAUGAAAAAAGUGUUUGUACGAUCUUUGAUCAUUCGCUUAUGCUUUGGAGGUGCAAGUUUGCAAUUCGAACACAUCAAGAUCCAUCAUUCAUCUGGCAACUAAUAUUAUACCUAAUCAGACGAGAUAAUUUAUUUAAACGUGAAGAUCUAUCCUUGAAAGAAAUAAGGCAAAUAUUGAUGGCCAAUUCCACGAGAGGAUUCACUCAUCUCAAGAAGAGUCACAUACAUGCUUGCAUACUAUUGCUGCAAUCCUUAUACCGUCGCGAUCAGGUGUUAGACAAAUUUACUCUUAAGGAAAUCAAAGAAUACUAUGGGAUCAAUUCCUUUUCCCUAAAAAAGAUCCAAGAAAGCAUGCAGGUUCAAGGUGCCAAUCUGACUUUUAUGACAUUGCAAUAUCUGAUCAGAACACAGUGCGAAUGGAAGUCCGGAACUCUAAAGGGUGCAAUAUUCUGGAUGGAUGUAAUGGAGGAUCUAGGAUUUUCGCCCACACUUUUGGAAUACACCAAUAUCAUUUAUAGAAGCAUUGAAUUAGAAGAUUACGACGUCGUUCGUAGGUACAUACAAAAAUUGAUUGACGCCGGAUUGAACCCAACUCUAAACAACAUAGAUGUGGUUCUUAGAUUCUCCGAAAGCAAUCACAAAUUUAGAUUAGUUGAAUCGUCGUUUCAGCAAUUUUUUUAUGAGGGAUAUUUCGAGUACACCAGUGAUAAUUACAAUUGGUUACUCUUCCGAUACGCAAAAAAAGACAAAAGAAAUCGAGCAAAGAAAUAUUUUGACGAGAUGACCGUUGAGAAACGAUUAUAUCCUGACACUUUGACGUUUCAAUCUUUGAUAGCUGCUGAAAUUGGAUUCUAUGGAGAGCGUAAAUCAUCUGUUAAAAGACUAGAAACGUCAAUUAACCUUUACAAAACUAUGCAAAACAAGUACAUAUUGAAGCCAAAUUCCUUUAUCUAUUUUUCACUGUUGAAUAGAAUAAUUGAUCCCUCACCAGACAUUAAAUAUCCUAACGGUGCAAUGGAAGAUUACAGUAUAAUUCGUGAGUUGACCGUGGGAUUGUUGUCCUGUUUGACUCCAGAUUGUCAAAUUCUCGAUAAGAUAUCAAACAAUUUCCUGAAAAAACUUUUUUCGACGCUUUUACUUCACAAUUAUCUACACGAAGCACAGCUAGUGUAUCAAGAACUUCGACAUCGGAAUCCAAACAAAAACGUAAAGGGUGCAAAGGAGCUAUUAGAUGCUUUCGCGAAAUCAGGUGCCCCAAAUUUAGCAAGAAACGUUUUUCACGAAAUGGUCUCUUCAGGAGUCCAACCGGUAUCAAAGUAUUAUGGACUAAUACUCGAAGGGUAUCUUAAUAACAACGAUCUCAUGUCAUCCUUACAAUUUUACGAAAUCAUUAAAGAGCAUGAGAUAAUACCAAGCGAAAUAAACUAUUUAAUUCUUAUAAGGACACUGAUAUAUCACCGAGAGAUUGAGAAAGCAAAUGAAAUUUUUAGGGAUGCUUUGCAACAUUACGGAAAACCAUGCCUACCAAUUUUUAACACGUUACUUCAUGGGUAUUUUAUAGCGGCUGACAAUGAAUCGGCACAAACAUUGUUGAACGAAAUGAUCUCCAAAUAUGGUGUAGAACCUAACGUGGUUACUUACAAUGUGCACAUCCAAGGAUAUAUCAAUAUGAAGUGGAGUAGCCUUGGUGGAAUUCAAAAGAUCUAUGAAAAGAUGAAGCAAGAUGGUAUUAAACCGGACAGCAUCACGUUUAGAAAUUUAAUAUUGGUGUGUUUAAAACACGGAAACAUCGGUUUGGCAAAAGAUUAUUUUAAAGAGAAUGUAGAGGCAAAAGUUGAAGUGAACUUUCGGAGCGGAAUUACCUUGAUGAAUUAUUUGGUAAUUUCGGGGGAGAAAGAUGGGGACCAUAUGAAUUUUUGUUGGGGGAUAUAUGAAGAGUUGAAAAAACAAGGAAAGGUGGAUAAACAAGUUUUCGAAACUUUAUUGUAUGGAUCUCGGAAAUUUGAAGAUUGGAAUAUGAGAAAAAGGAUUGAAAAAGAAAUUGAAAGAUCUGGAUUCAACAUAGACGAAGGAUUUGCUUUUGCAGAAAAAAAUGAGGUUGUAAGUUUGUUAACUUCGGAAUGA
Acaulospora morrowiae is the source of this 2259-nucleotide messenger RNA. The record is from the annotation of a GenBank genome assembly. NCBI's taxonomy places the organism in Eukaryota, Fungi, Glomeromycota, Glomeromycetes, Diversisporales, Acaulosporaceae.